Molecule: messenger RNA, 981 nt
Organism: Argentina anserina (silverweed cinquefoil)
Lineage: Eukaryota; Viridiplantae; Streptophyta; Magnoliopsida; Rosales; Rosaceae
Product: vesicle-associated membrane protein 711
Exons: 4
Coding region: 66-728 (220 amino acids)
Biological process (GO): vesicle-mediated transport
Cellular component (GO): membrane
Source: RefSeq, a predicted model, not a curated record
ACAUCGCGUUUUCAAAUAACCCCCCGACCUCUCUGAUCCCCCGACACGACGUCGUUGCGGCCGCGAUGGCGGUACUCUACACUCUCGUGGCGCGUGGAUCGGUCGUCCUCGCUGAGUUCAGCGCCGCCGCGACCAACGCAUCCGCCAUAUCCCGCCAAAUUCUCGACAAAAUUCCCGGCGACAGCGACACGCACGUCUCCUAUUCCCAAGAUCGCUACAUCUUCCACGUCAAGCGCACCGACGGCCUCACCGUCCUCUGUAUGGCCGACGAGACCGCCGGCAGGAGGAUGCCGUUUUCGUUUCUUGAAGACAUCCACCAGCGAUUCGUGAGGAGCUACGGCCGCGCCGUGCUGACGGCUCAGGCCUACGGCAUGAACGACGAGUUUUCUAGGGUUUUGAGCCAGCAGAUGGAGUACUACUCCAACGAUCCUAAUGCCGAUAGGAUUAAUCGCCUCAAAGGCGAGAUGAGCCAGGUGCGUAAUGUGAUGAUUGAGAACAUUGAUAAAGUGUUGGAGAGAGGUGAUCGGCUGGAGUUGCUGGUUGAUAAGACUGCUAAUAUGCAAGGGAACACUUUUCGAUUCCGAAAACAAGCUCGCCGCUUUAGAAGCACUGUUUGGUGGAGAAACGUUAAGCUCACGAUCGCAUUGAUACUUGUUGUGCUAGUGGUAAUCUAUGUCGUGCUGGCUUUUGUUUGCCAUGGCCUUUUACUACCCACCUGCUUGGGUUGAUUGUGGGACUCGAGUCGGGGUGGAAUGUGUGCUUUCUCUCUUCAGAUUUGUGUCUCCUGGGCGUAUGGGAUUCUUCCAGUAGUGUCAGAUUUGAAGUGUUUAUGUGUGUGUAGUCUUCUUGAUUCAUUCAGGUUGUAAUUUCCUUUUUCCUUUGGCCAAAAGGCUCUUAUGUUUCUUGAAACUAUAGCUUGAUGGGUUCAUAUUUAUUGAGGUUUAUAUGGAGUUCUGUUGCAGAGUACAACUCUGAUGUUUA